Molecule: messenger RNA, 3713 nt
Organism: Callithrix jacchus (white-tufted-ear marmoset)
Lineage: Eukaryota; Metazoa; Chordata; Mammalia; Primates; Cebidae
Gene: CAMKK1
Product: calcium/calmodulin dependent protein kinase kinase 1
Biological process (GO): protein phosphorylation; CAMKK-AMPK signaling cascade
Molecular function (GO): ATP binding; protein serine/threonine kinase activity
Source: RefSeq, a predicted model, not a curated record
AGCGGCGCCCGCAGGCUGAGCUUGAGGAGCCGGGCCCCGGCUAGGUGGCCGGGCGCGGCGGGGCGGGGCGGGGCCGGCGCGCAGCGGGAGCGGGCCGGGCCGCCCGCCGGGCCGCGGAAACUGUCGCCCGGUGCUCAGGUUUCCAGCAAGGCUACUCAGAAGACCCCCACUUGACUGAAGCAAUGGAGGGCGGCCCAGCUGUCUGCUGCCAGGAUCCUCGGGCAGAGCUGGUAGAACGGGUAGCAGCCAUUGAUGUUACCCACUUGGAAGAAGCAAAUUGUAGCCCAGAGCCCACUAGAAACGGUGUGGACCCUCCACCACGGGCUAGAGCCACCUCUGUCAUCCCUGGUAGUGCUUCAAGACUGCUCCCAGCCCGGCCUAGCCUCUCGGCUCGGAAGCUUUCCCUGCAGGAGCGGCCGGCAGGAAGCUAUCUGGGGGCACAGGCUGGGCCUUAUGCCACGGGGCCUGCCAGCCACGUCUUCCCACGGGCCUGGCGGAGGCCUACUGUCGAGUCUCAUCACGUGGCCAUCUCAGAUGCAGAGGACUGUGUUCAGCUGAACCAGUACAAGCUGCAGAGUGAGAUUGGCAAGGGUGCCUAUGGUGUGGUGAGGCUGGCCUACAACGAAAGUGAAGACAGACACUAUGCAAUGAAAGUCCUUUCCAAAAAGAAGUUACUGAAGCAAUAUGGCUUUCCACGUCGCCCUCCCCCAAGAGGGUCCCAGGCUGCCCGGGGAGGACCUGCCAAGCAGCUGCUGCCCUUGGAGCGGGUGUACCAGGAAAUUGCCAUCCUGAAGAAGCUGGACCAUGUGAAUGUAGUCAAACUGAUUGAGGUCCUGGAUGACCCAGCUGAGGACAAUCUCUAUUUGGUGUUUGACCUCCUGAGAAAGGGGCCCGUCAUGGAAGUGCCCUGCAACAAGCCCUUCUCGGAGGAGCAGUCUCGCCUCUACCUGCGGGACGUCAUCCUGGGCCUCGAGUACUUGCACUGCCAGAAGAUCGUCCACAGGGACAUCAAGCCAUCCAACCUGCUCCUGGGGGACGAUGGGCACGUGAAGAUCGCUGACUUCGGUGUCAGCAACCAGUUUGAGGGGAAUGACGCUCAGCUGUCCAGCACGGCCGGGACGCCGGCCUUCAUGGCCCCCGAGGCCAUUUCUGACUCCGGCCAGAGCUUCAGUGGGAAGGCCUUGGACGUGUGGGCCACCGGUGUCACGUUGUACUGCUUUGUCUAUGGGAAGUGCCCAUUCAUCGACGAUUACAUCCUGGCACUCCACAGGAAGAUCAAGAAUGAGCCUGUGGUGUUUCCGGAGGAGCCCAAGAUCAGCGAGGAUCUCAAGGAUCUAAUCCUGAAGAUGCUGGACAAGAAUCCCGAGACGAGAAUUGGGGUGUCGGACAUCAAGUUGCACCCUUGGGUGACCAAGAACGGGGAAGAGCCGCUGCCCUCAGAGGAGGAGCACUGCAGCGUGGUGGAGGUGACGGAGGAGGAGGUGAAGAACUCCGUCAGGCUCAUCCCCAGCUGGACCACGGUGACAGUUACUGAACCCCGUUCUCCAUGUACUGCACCAGGUGCUGAGGACACGGCAGGGGAACGGCCUGGGCAGCCUUUGGAUUGGAGCCCAAGUGUCAGUUAGACAGAGCCUGCAUCCCCCCCAAGAGCCUGAGUGUCAGUUAGACGGCACAUGCAUCUUCUGAAGAGCCUUCGUGUCAGUUUGAAAGAGCCUGCAUCCCCCCUAGAGCCUGUGUGUCAGUUAGACAGAGCCUGCAUCCCCCCCAGAGCACAAGUGUCAAUUAGAUGGAGCCUGCAUCCCCCCAGAGCCCAAGUGUUAGUUAGAUGGAGCCUGCAUCUCCUGCAGAGCCCGAAUGUCAGUUAGACAGAGGCUGCAUCCCCCCAGAGCCCAAGUGUCAGUUAGAGGGAGCCUGUGUCCCCGAAGAGCCCCAGUGUCAGAUGGAGCUUGCAUCUCCUGCAGAGCCUGCGUGUCAGUUAGAUCUUGCAUCCCGCAGAGUCUGAGUGUCAGUUAGACAGCCCCUGCAUCUCCCACAAAGCCCACAUGUCAGACAGAGCCUGCAUCUUCCUAAGGGCCUGAGUGUCAGUUAGACAGAGCUUGCAUUCCCCCAGAGCCUAAGUGUCAGUUAGACGGCGCCUGCAUCUCCUGCAGAGCCUGUGUGUCAGAGCCUGCAUCCCCACAGAGCCCGUGUGUCAAUUAGGCAGUGCCUGCAUCUGCUGCAGAACCGGUGUCAGUUAGACAGCCUGCAUCCCCCGCAAGAGCCUGAGUGUCAGUUAGAUGGCACAUGCAUCUCCUGCAGAGCCUUCACGUCAGUUAGACGGAGGCUGCAUCCCCCCAGAGCCUAUGUGUCAGUUAGACAGAGCCUGCUUCCCCGCCCAGAGCACAAGUGUCAAUUAGAUGGAAACUGUAUCCCCCCCAGAGCCUGAGUGUUAGUUAGAUGGAGCUUGCAUCUCCUACAGAGCCCGUAUGUCAGUUAGACAGAGCCUGAAUCCCCACUAGAGCCCAAGCAUCAGACGGAGCCUGCAUCCCCCCAGAGCCUGGUGUCAGAUGAAGCCUGCAUCCCCCCAGAGCCUGAGUGUCGGUUAGACGGUGCCUGCAUCUCCUGCAGAGCCUAUGUGUCAGAGCCUGCAUCCCCCCAGAGCCCAUGUGUCAGUUAGGCAGCGCCUGCAUCUCCCUCAGAGCCUGCAUGUCAGUUAAAUGGCACCUGCAUUUCCUGCAGAGCCUGUGUGUCAGAGCCUGCAUCCCCCCAGGGCCCGUGUGUCAGUUAGGCAGUGCCUGCAUCUCCCUCAGAGCCUGCGUGUCAGAGAGCCUGCAUCCUCCCCACAGCCUGCGUGUAAGUUAGAUGGCGCCUGCAUCCACCCCAGAGCCCUCGAGUCAGUUAGAGCAGCCUUCAUGCACGCUCCUGUUUCAGCUUUGCUCCUCUUCCUCUGCUCAGCUUCCGUGUUGGCACUUGGAAGUGAUUCAUGUUGUCCCUGGUGAAUGUCAGGGCCACUGAGAGUCCUGCCCUGCACCUGCAUGAGAGUGAGUCAGGGCAAGCACAAGGCCAGUAACGAGGGCCAGGGAAGCUGUUGCUGUGGGUGGGGGCUUUAUCCCCACACCCAUCACCCCCCCUGCAGGGUCCUGGCCCAGCUAGGACCAGCUGGCUGAAUCUCUGCCCCGUAUGCUUACUUGGCUCUGUGGGGUCCCUGGAGCCAGGCAGCUCCCACAGGGUCCCCAUGGCCACGUCCCUGGUCUUAGCCAGCAUCGCCUUUCCCCCAGACAUGGGAAGAGCCUCUCAUAUUGUCUUCUGCUUUUGCUUUCACCCCUGUACCCCCGUUAAUGCUCAACUCAGCAGCCAGCAUGGUCCUGGUGGCAUGAGUGUCACCUCUCAGCUCAGAGCCUGCUUCUCACUCGGGCUCUUGUGUCCCUCAGAGUCAGACCCCCAGCCUGCCCUCCCCGACCCUGUUUUUCUGCGGGGCUCUUCCACUGUCCCCCAUCAUGCACUCAGCUCUGGCCAUGUGCCACGGAAGGGGCUGCUGAGAGCCGUCAGCUUUCACUUCCCUCUGCCUGAGGAGUGCCACUCCAGUCGCCCCCAGGACGUGCUGCCCCUCUUCCUUCAGCUUUGAGAGAGAAGCGAGCCUUCCUGACCCUGUAGCUUCCUUCCCUGUGUCACUUCAUCACCAUUCCCUGGUUUUAUUUUUUUCUUUCCACUUGCUAACAUACAUAUUUUACUGA